AGUGUGCAGACACAGGCUUAUGUCCAAAGUCAAAUAUCAAGAGAAGAGAGAAAUGGCCGAAAUGGCAGAACUGGAUCCACACUGUAGUAUGGGCCCUGUUGCCACUGCUAACACUCACCUUUUUCUCGUAAUCUUACUUGUGUUCUUUAUGCAAGUUGGGCACAGCAGCUGUAAGUUGGAUGCAGCACCAGUAGGGAAUUGGAUGCAGUUGGAUGCAGCAGCCGUAGGGAAUUGUCCCAACCCAUGCCAUUGCACUGUGGAAGUCCUCAACUGUAGCAGAGUCAUCAGCCCUCCUGGACUCCACCAUGUGCCCGUUCCCAAGGCAGCUGCUCAUUCCUAUGUUUUCUUCUUCUUGGUUCCCAGCCAUAAUCUGCUGAAAGUCAUUGAUGAUGCCAGUUUUUACAGGCUUCCCUCACGGAAGCUUCUAGACCUUAGUUCCACAGAAAUGACCGCAAAGAUAUUGGAGGCCCUGCUCCAGUCCUCUCUGCAAUUGAAGACUCUCAUCUUGCCUAACAAGAUGUCCUGCUGUCUUUGCCGUAUGAAGGAUGGCAUUGAAGUUUUGUCUGAUACGAUUAAGGUGGACUGCACCGACACGUGUACCACAAACGAAACUCUCUGCGAGAAAGAUGAGGCUUUGAAUAGGAUGCAAAAAGAAGUAAUGAAGGUGUUAGAAAUCAGGAAGCUGAAUGCCAGCAGUACACUGAACACUGUGCCUGAGAAACUUUUACACAGCAACAUAACAAUGAAGGUCACUGUGAGCCAGAGAAACACCAGUUUAGGUGAACUCACCCCACAUCUUUUGAAAUCAGUCCAGGAAUUAGGUAAGCUGAAACCUGAAGAGUUCUUGCAAAUCAAGUGGAAUGACAAAACUGAACUGAAAAAGCUGUACAUGCUGGCCAAUUUGCUCCAGAUGGCACUCAGAGAAAAAGUUAUGGAAGAUAAAAGGGGCAGACAAAGGGCAACUUUGCUGCUCAGAUCUCACCAAGUAGCACACCGGUCUGCUUGGAAGCAGUCUGUUAUGCAGUCCAUAACUAGCAUCCCCUUGUUGACAGCUUCCAUCAUGGUGGAUAAUGACGCUGCUGACUUGACUGGCCGAGUACUUAUCAUUCUGAAACAUGUCAAUGAGUCAAGCCAGCAAGACCGCUCUCUGCAUGAGGAAGAAACAGCGGCUCCCAUUACCACUACCACCACAACUACUACCACCACUACUACCACUAGCACCACUAGUCAGAGUUUGCUACUGAAGGGUACGUCCGGCUCUUCCCAAAAUGAACCUAGUGAAGGAAACUCAGAGCAGACAUCAGCAAAUGCACCAUUAAUGGCUAAGGAGGUGCUGCUCAACCAGCUCAUGCAUGGAACUCAGGAAGGUGGCACGCCCCAAAUCCCAGGAGAUAACACAGAGGCACCCCAAAUCCCAGGAGAUGACACAGAGGCGUCCUUAAACGAAAUCUCCCCUGACAUAACAUUGUCCCAUGAGACACACUGGGAGCAUCAUGAAGUGAAGACCACUGCUCACCACAAGCUGAACAUCUUGCCCACUGAUGAUGACUACUUGCUUCAAGGGGACCUUUUUGAAGCUGAGCUUAACAAGCUGCUAUCGCCCCUUAUCCCAAACACACCAGAGGCGAACUUCAUAUACCAAGUGAUCCGUAUCCUAAUAAUUGACUGCACAGAGUCGAAGGUCCAGCUGGCCUGUGCUAAGCUAAUCUCCAGAACAGGUCUCCUCAUGAAACUCUUCAGUGAGAGAGAAAAUGUCAAGGAUACUUCUGCCCUGUGGAAGUCAUACUUCUGGUCUAUGAAGAAUGUCGACAACCUGUCCACAGGAAGUCCAAGAAAACUGGAGAAACCUGAGAUUGCAAGCCAAGGAAUCCCAGAAUCUGGCUAUGGCAACAAGUUCGUGUUGGCUAUUUCAGUGACUGUAGUGAUAACGAUUAUCUUUACAGUAAUUUGCAUGACUGAGCUUUUGGCAGCACUGGAGGAAGCAGCUUGGUUUGCUGGAUUGCAGAGCAGUUCUGCUAUCAUGUUCUGCAGCUAAGGAUGGCAUCCCUCAAGAAAAACGGACCUUUCUGGGCAGAAAGAAGAAAGGUGCCGAGCAAGUAAGGAGAUAGCUUAUGUUCUCCAGUCACCAUCAGAGAUAUGGAUUUUCUGGAAACCUUUGUUGGAAAUUUAUCUGAAAAAGUUUCCCAUGCAAAUUUCCCCUCACUUGCCUAAAAUUGUAGAGGGGGUUUCUCUCAAAAAAUGAAUAAAUACCAUAGAAAUG
Molecule: messenger RNA, 2260 nt
Organism: Hemicordylus capensis (graceful crag lizard)
Lineage: Eukaryota; Metazoa; Chordata; Lepidosauria; Squamata; Cordylidae
Product: leucine-rich repeat-containing protein 37A-like
Exons: 9
Coding region: 20-2035 (671 amino acids)
Source: RefSeq, a predicted model, not a curated record